UGCCCGCCGUGGGAUGGCGGCUUUGAGGAGUUGGCUGUCGCGGGGCGUAGCCUCCCUCUUCAGGUACAGACAGUGUGUCCCUGUCGUGGCUCACUUUAGGAAGCGCUGUUUCUCAGAGCUGAUACGACCAUGGCACAAAACGGUGGCACUUGGAUUUGGUGUCACCCUGUGCGCGGUUCCCAUUGCACAGAAAUCGGAGCCUCAUUCUCUUAGUAACGAAGCAUUAAUGAGGAGAGCAGUUUCUUUGGUAACAGAUAGCACCUCUACUUUUCUCUCUCAAACUACAUAUGCAUUGAUCGAAGCUAUCACUGAAUAUACUAAGGCUGUUUAUACCUUAAUUUCUCUGUACCGACAAUAUACAAGUUUACUUGGGAAAAUGAAUUCACAAGAGGAAGAUGAAGUAUGGCAGGUGAUCAUAGGAGCCAGAGUUGAGAUGACUUCAAAACAACAAGAAUAUUUGAAGCUGGAAACCACGUGGAUGACUGCAGUUGGUCUUUCAGAGAUGGCAGCAGAAGCUGCCUACCAAACUGGAGCCGAUCAGGCCUCUAUAACCGCCAGGAAUCACAUUCAGCUGGUGAAAUUGCAGGUGCAGGAGGUGCGCCAGCUCUCCCAGAAAGCAGAAACCAAGCUGGCAGAAGCACAGACGAAAGAGCUCCGUCAGAAAAUCCAGGAGGAAGGAGACGAGCAGGCUGAGCCGGAGCCGGAGGCCUACCUGCGGGAGGAUUGAGGGCCUGAGCCCGCUGCCCUUCCUGCCUGCCGGGAGGGAGAGGCGGGGGCGGAUGCUGUUCGGCCCAAGCACUACUCUCUGCACAAGAGUCCUGCCAACCAGGCCAGGGCCUUUGUGAGCUGGGAGUGCCUGGGCCCUCCCCCUGUGGUCUCAGGCUUCUUAUCCUUGAGCUGGGCACCCUGUUUAGCAUCACACUCCACUCUGCACAGCUGCUCUCUCACCCACUGAUCUUUUUACCUCACACCCAAAAUAUUUCGCCAGCCUGGGCCAGAGAGCGGGGUCCUUUUUUUGUCAUGCCCUGUAGCUGUUUAACCUGUUUUCAAUUUUAUUCACAUUUUCAAAUAUGAUUUAGUAUUUGUUCCCUCUGCAGAGAUGUGAGGUUUGAGGAACAGGAGCCUGUCCAGUUUGAAAGGUUUUUUUUGAGUGUUUCUAAUGCCUUCUCUGAUCUGGCCCUGUAAAGCACAGCUCAGGCCAAGGAGUCAGAAGUCUAUUAUUAAUGGGAUGAAUGCAGAGUGUUUACCUGGUGCUUUCAACAAGACUAUUCUAACACAU
Messenger RNA from Carlito syrichta (Philippine tarsier), 1279 nucleotides. RefSeq names its product diablo IAP-binding mitochondrial protein (gene DIABLO). Lineage: Eukaryota; Metazoa; Chordata; Mammalia; Primates; Tarsiidae. The record is from RefSeq and is a predicted model, not a curated record. Gene Ontology annotation, cellular component: mitochondrion. The transcript is spliced from 6 exons. Gene Ontology annotation, biological process: intrinsic apoptotic signaling pathway in response to oxidative stress; neuron apoptotic process. The coding region runs from base 14 to 727 and encodes 237 amino acids.